GACAGGCGGGCGUGGUACGGUCGUAAUAGUGCUGUGCCGGGUUGCGCUACAAACGCAUUUUUUCAAUUAAGUUUGUAAGUGACUGAGUUACAGGCCGUUUGUAACGGUCUUGUUUAUUUAUGAGAAAAUCGUAAAAUUUUAAUGAGUUUGAAACAAACCGUAGUUGGCGUCGACUCACAAAGGCUUUAAAAAGGCUCCUGAUACAAAUGUCAGUCGAAAUUAUACAAUAACAAAAGGGGCUUGCCUAGAUGGGCGUUAACCUCCGGUUAAGCAAGUAAAGGAAGACGAAGACUGAAUCAUGAAUCUCAAAUUAUUACUCAUAAUUACCAUAUUAAAAACAUGUACAAGUCAAGACUAUGCACAGCCAACCUAUAAUCCAGAUAUCACUCAAAACACAAAUAAUUACAAUGAUCCAAGAUAUGAUAAUCCAUAUGACCCAAACCGUAAAUACCAAAAUAAGAAUCAAUAUGAAUUGAACAGGAAUCAAUAUGAAUUAAAUAGGAAUCAAUAUGAUAACACAGAUCAGAGAUUCCAGUAUGAUAAUAGAAAUGAACCGUUCAAUCAGAAUUCCUACAGUCCAGAUGUGACACCAAAGAGCUCAUGGGAUUCUAACAGGAAUUAUGGUAGUUCUUAUAGAAAUGCUGCUUUGGAGCAAGAGAGUGUAAUAAUUCAUCAAGCCACAUACUUCAUAGUAGCAUCCCGUAUGGUAAGACCUGGCCAAAUAUACAAGAUAUCCGCAAACAUUCUGCAAACUCAGCUAGAAAUGACAAUCAGAGCUUCAAUUGCAUGCAAUGGAGUUGAAGUAGCUGAAGUCACACAAAAAGUCAAAGAGGGUGUGCCUGAAAUACUAAAUAUGAGGGUACCGCCAACAACAGUUAAAGGAGACUACCGGCUUCGUGUUGAGGGCUUGUACUUAGACACACCAUAUGGAGGCAGGGCGUUCAUUAAUGAAACACAACUGACAUUCUCUAAUAGGUUCAUGACCAUAUUCAUACAGAUGGACAAGCCAGUAUAUAUGCAGGGGCAAACAGUACGCUUCCGAGUGAUUCCGAUCAAUACAGAGCUAAAAGCGUUUGGACAUGCCAUAGACGUGUACAUUUUGGAUCCGAAUCGCCGCAUCAUGAAGAGGUGGCUUUCCAGACAGAGCAACUUCGGAACAGUUAGCCUUCAGUAUCAGUUGUCUGACCAACCCUUGUUCGGAGAGUGGUACGUCAAGGUUGAAGCCCUGGGACAGGUAGAAGAGUCACAGUUUUUGGUUGAAGAGUACUACCAGACAAGAUAUGAGGUGAACGUGACGAUGCCGGCGUUCUUUUUCAACACGGAGCAGUACAUCCACGGCCGCGUCGUGGCUAACUACACGUCGGGGGCGCCCGUGCGCGGCAACCUCACGCUCAAGGCGACCGUGCGCCCCAUCCCGCAGUACCGGCCCCCGCACUACGGCCGCGGACAGUUCAACAACCGGGGGCACUACGGAGACGCGGGGGCCGCCGGCUCUCAGUACACAAGAGCAUGGCCGAAUAGUCUGUACAACGAGACGUACGGGUCGGAGCUGGGGCCGGGCCCGGCGGAGGGCGGCGCGGACCGGCGCUACGUCGCGGGGCAGCACAACCAGCUGGACCAGCCCGACUGGUGGUACGACCACACCAAGGUCGUCACCAGGAUGUUCAACUUUGAUGAAAAAUAUCCUUUCUGGAUGCCGAAGCCCGACCCUACGGAGUACGCCGUGCAGCAGCAGCAGGGCACCUACGCCUACAACCAGUACCCCGCGACCGGCUACUCCUACUACUCCGCGCAGUACAACGACCAACUACCCUAUCUGAGAUUUUUCAAUGGCACAUACGAUUUCAAAUACCCAAUGUCGGAGCUGGCGCAGCUGGUCCCCAGCCUGGACGGGGUGGAAGUCAUAGUGACGGCCGCCGUCGGAGAUCCAUUCCUGGACGAUGUCAUUGAAGGGUACAGUGUUGCCAGGAUAUUCAACUCUUCCUUGGCUGUCACUUUCUUAGGAGGGAGCCCUCAGGUCUUCAAGCCGGCCAUGCCUUUUGAUGUUUACAUGGCGGUGUCGUACCACGACGGGUCGCGCGUGGAGGCGGCGCGGGCGGCGCGCCUGGCGCUGCGGGUCACGGCGCAGCUGGAGGGCCGCUCCGCCACGCUGGACGCGCUGCAGCCCGCGCCCGUGCCCGGACACGCGCACGUGUGGCACCUCAAGCUCGACCUCUACAACCUGCUGCACUUGCAAUCGGAUCCGAAUUACCGCGAAGUGUUGAACAGCAUAACCGGGAUCCGGCUGACCGCCCAGCUGCUCGACGUGGGCGGCUACCACGCCUCCGCCGACGUGCACUUCAUCGCGCACUACAGCCCCAACAACCAGCAGAUUAAGAUAUCUACCACCACCACCAGUGCGAAGGUCGGCGAAUACAUAAUCUUCCACGUGCAAAGCAACUUCUACAUAGAGUCGUUCAACUAUGUGGUGAUGUCCAAGGGCAUUAUAUUGACUAGCGCACAAGAGAUAAUGCAGGAAGGCGUCCGCACGUUCGCGGUGACGCUGUCGGCGGAGAUGGCGCCCGUGGCCAGCGUCGUGGUGUGGAGCGCCGACCGCCGCGGACACGUCGUGGCAGACUCGCUCACCUUCCCCGUCAACGGAGUCUCCAGGAACAACUUCACAGUGUUCAUCAACAACCGCAAGCACCGCACCGGGGAGAAAGUGGAAGUGGCUAUAUACGGCGAGCCCGGGGCCUACGUGGGACUGUCCGGGCUGGACCACGCCUUCUACACGAUGCAGGCCGGGAACGAACUCACAUACGCUAAGGUGAUAUCGAAGAUGUCGUAUUUCGAUGAAUCCACGAACGGCACGUUCGCGUACACGUGGCGCUCGCACUUCGGGGACGCGGACGAGCUGGUCUACUUCCCCUCCUCCAGCUUCGGGAUCGACGCUAACAGGACCUUCGAGUUCGCGGGGCUGGCGGUGCUGAGCGACGUGGCGGUGACGCGGCGGCGCGGCGCCUGCAACGCGUCGCUGGGGCUGGCCGAGUGUCUGGACGGCGCCUGCUACCCGCUCGCCAAGCGCUGCGACGCCGCCUACGACUGCGCCGACAGGACCGACGAGGCCAACUGUGCGGAGGAGAGAAGCGAGUUGGAGCUGAGCCACUUCCGCAAGUUCCGGUUCAACCGCGUGCAGCGCCAGUACGACAACGUGUGGGCCUGGAGGGACGUCAACAUCGGCCCGCACGGACGCUACGUGUUCACCCUCGACGUGCCGCAGGUGCCAGCCCACUGGACCGUGUCAGCCUUCAGCAUGUCUCCUUCACUUGGACUAGGAAUGCUGACGGAACCCAUUACGUACGUGGGAGUGCAGCCGUUCUUCAUAACAGUGGAAGGACCGGACUCGUGUCGUCAGGGCGAGCAGGUCGGCCUGCGCGUGGUCGUGUUCAACUACCAGCUGCAGAACAUCGAGGCCGUCGUCGUGCUGGAGGCCUCGCCCGACUAUAAGUUUGUUCACGUCGAGGAGAACGGCAUUGUCCGCUCGUACAACCCGCGCACGUCGUUCGGCGAGCACCAGUUCUUCGUGUACGUGCUGGCGGGCGCGGCCAGCACCGUGCACGUGCCCGUGGUGGCGGCGCGCCUCGGCACCGUGCACGUGCGUCUGCACGCCGCCGCGCUGCUCGGCACGCACUCCUACACCAAGACCAUACACGUGCUGGCGGACGGCGUGCCCCAGCACCGGCACCAGGCCGUGCUGCUGGACCUGUCCAACCGCGCGUACGUGUUCCAGUACAUGCACGUGAACGUGACGGAGACGCCCGUCAUCCCGUACGAGGUGGACCGCUACUACGUGUUCGGCUCCAACCAGGCGCGCGUCAGCGUGGUCGGCGACGUGGUGGGGCCGCUGUUCCCCACCAUGCCCGUCAACGCCACCAGCCUCCUGGACCUGCCGAUGGACUCUGCCGAACAGAACAUGUUCAGUUUCGCCGCGAACAUGUACUUCACCCUGUACAUGCGGCUGAUCAACCAGAGGAACAGGACCUUGGAGCGCGAGGCGUUCUACCACAUGAACAUCCUGUACCAGCGGCAGCUGUCCUUCAUGAAACCCGACGGAUCCUUCAGCCUGUUCCGAAGCGACUGGAACCAGUCGUCGUCCAGUGUGUGGCUCACGUCGUUCUGCGCCAAGAUCUUCCAAGACGCCUCCUUCAACGAGUGGGAGAACUUCAUCUACAUCGACCCGGACGUGAUAUCGAUGGCGGUGUCGUGGGUCCUUGACCACCAGACGCCGGAGGGCGCCUUCUACGAGGUGACGUGGCUGCCCAACAGGAACGACAACUCCAGCCUCGUCGUGCCCAAAAACAGCAGUCUGUACCGGGAGUACCUCAGCCACGCGAACUACGACCCCACCAUAGUCGAGACUAAAGAUUCGUUGAUAAUCCAGCGGAACAUAACGCUGACGGCGCAGGUCGUCAUCACGCUCGAGACCGUCAAGAACUUGAAGGACAUCGGAGUCCGGGAGGGCCUGGCGGCGCGCGUGGCGUCGAGCCAGCAGCGCGGCGCGGCGUGGCUGGAGCGGCACCUGCGCGCGCUGCAGGACGCGGGCGAGCCCUACGCGCUGGCGCUGGUCGCGCACGCGCUGUCCGUGGCGCGCGCGCCCGCCGCCGACCACGCCUACCGCCUGCUCAAGCAGAGGGAGCGGUCCGAGGGUGGCCUAGUAUACUGGGGCAAAGAACCAGUACCCCAGCCUCCGUACAAGAUGGAAAACCAGAAGCCUUUCCUCCUGCCCCGGCUGCCGUACAAGUACGACUCCAACAACAUAGCCACCACGGCCUUCGCGCUGCUGGCCUGCAUGGACCACCAGGACAUCAACGAACCCAUCGUCAUGUGGCUGAACGCUCAGAGGCUCAAGGACGGAGGGUGGGGCUCGACGCAGGACACGUACAUAGCGCUGCGGGCCCUCAUCGAGUACACGAACCGCAAACGUCUCCGCGACGUCAGCUCGCUCACCGUGGAGGUGGACGCCGUCGCUCUGGGGGGCACCACGCGCACGCUGCACGUGGACAACGCCAACCUGGCCGUCAUGCAGAGCGUGCAGAUCCCGGAGGCGUGGGGCACGGUGAAGGUGACGGCGCGCGGCGCGGGGUUCGCCAUCCUGCAGAUGUCGGUGACGUACAACGUGGACAUCCCGCGCUUCCUCACGCCGCCCCCGCUGCACGCCUUCGAGCUGCUCUCGCACCAGCACUACUACGGACGGAACCAGUCGCACAUCAUGUUCCAGGCCUGCGCCAGCUGGACCCUAGAGGAGGAGAGUCCUCGCUCGGGCAUGGCGGUGCUGGAGGCGGGGGUCCCGACGGGGUACCGCAUCCAGCAGCAGGCGCUGGACGCCUACGUGCUGUCCCGCUCCGUGCCCACGCUGCAGAGGGCCCGAUACACGCCCGUCAAACUAUUCUUCUAUUUUGAAUAUUUGUCCCGGGAGCCGACGUGCGUGAACUUCACGCUGGAGCGCUGGUACCCGGUCGCGAACAUGUCCCGGUACUUGUCCCUCAAGGUCUACGACUACUACGCGCCAGAGCGGUACAACGAGACGAUAGUGGACGCGCUUCCGACCUACCUGCUGAACAUCUGCGAAGUGUGCGGCUCGUCCCAAUGCCCGUACUGCGCGAUAUACAACGCCGCCGCCCGACCCCGCCACGCCGCGCCGCUCGCGCUCGCCACUGUCAUGUCAAUAGCCGCGCGCCAUCUGUACGGGACGCUCGGAGCGCUAUAGCGUAGUCAGCCGUCACUUCUACACUAGCUAACCUGUCGCGACUUUAGAAUCGAACGGGUAUAAUGGUCGUGACAAAAAACGUGUCAAUUGAACAUGGAUACGCGUGAGAAGUUAAACUUCUUGAAUAUUUUUUUAUGGAAAUUCAAUAGACAAUUGAUGUUACAGUAAUAUAGUUAUCUCAGAAGGCUUAGACUAUAGUUUCUAUUAAUUUGAAAUCAUAUUUCUGUUGUGAGAUGUUCUUGAAAAAUGAAGAUCUUACAAGUCUAAAAUAUGUUGUAGUCUACUUAGGCGCUACAUUUUUUUUUAUCUGGGACAACAGAAUAUUAAUUGAAAAUUAACUAAAAAUUUAACAAUCAACUGAAAAUUAACAAUUGAUAUUAAUUGAAAAUUGUGAAAAUUUGUGACUAAGAUAACUUAAUAACUUUUGUUACUUAUAAAUUUUCUAUUCGGAAGUUUCAUGCUUAGUGUAUUUUUUACUCAAAUCGAGUUCGUGUAAUUUUUUUUUAUUUCGUGGAACAUUGUGUUCAUCCGUGAGCUAUCGUUAGGACGCGACCGACGAGCUUACAAUCCACCAUACGAUACGAAAAGCUUCAGCAAAACUUGCUCUCUGAAGUUCAACAAGAAUCACGUUCAUUAAAAGUAUUAUUUACGUUAUCGGAAACGUACAAAUAGAUGUUUGUACUGUGUUUGUGGAGGGAAUUUGAAAAAAAAGUCUCUAAUGUGAGUCAGUCGGAGCACACGUGCUGCACGUACUCACGUACUCACAUACGUGGCUUAAGUUAGUAACGUGGAAUUUGCUAACCAGUGCUCACAAUUAUCAAGCUCUUUAAUUAUUCCCAAUGGAAAUAUGUACACUAUUAACGCAAGCCCAAAAAUAUAUCGACGUUUGAAAGGCAAACAUGACUAAGCGACAAUAACUGCUUUGUACAUAAAUGAUAGGCAAUAACCAUAUUCAAUGCGCAAAAAAUAUAUUUCUAGGUCUAUUAAAAUCAUUUCAAUCCUACAGCUACUAGCUAGAUUCUACUACAGCUAGAUUCGUUAAAAUAAAUUUUGUUUUCAGGUAUUUCAACUUUAAAUUAGUCUACUGUAAAGCUCACGUUGUCGCUUAGUCACGUUUGCCUUUCAAGCGUCGAUAUGUUCCAUUUGUGUUUUCAUCUAAUAAACAAGUAAAGUUGUAAAAGUAAAAUUAUUUUAGAAAAGAGAUUCAAAAAUAUAAUCGUAAAUAUUAGUUUUUAACUAACCGAUAAAAAAGAGGUGUGUUCUCAAUUAGGGCGUAUAAUUUCGUGGAAUUAUAUUUAAACGAGUCAAGUUUACUACCGUUUAAAUGUAUUUACACAAAUUUAAAUGUAUAUCUUUAAAUACAUUGAAAACAAAAAAUAUCUAAGUUUUUACAUAGACAAAAUAAAUCAUAUUCUAAACUAUAUUUCUUCAACGGCAACGACAAUACGAUCCAGUGAACAUUAAGAAUGAUUUUUUCUUCAUCUCAUUUGUACUUAUAUUUAGAUAUAUAUUUGUAAAUAAAUCCACAUUAUCUUAUACUUUUAUAGUUGAUAUCAUGACAGUCAUAUCUUUAUACAAAAAUUUAUAACACACAAGUUUUUAAACAGAAAAACUCAAAACUUUUUAUUAAACUAAUCAAUAAAAUAUUUUAUUGUAAAAUAUACAUUAGAUUUUAACAUCACAAAUUAAGACAUUUACAAGUACUUUUUAUUGCAGUUACAAUAAAAAUUGAUGCAAUUUAUGUGAUUAUGAUUAAGCUUGUAUGGAAUACGGAAUGAUUACAAUAAUUCAGAAAAGUAUGUGUGUCUAAAACACCCUAAUAUAUUGUUUGGUCCUGUCAGGUCCUGAAGUAGCAUUGGCAAGCUAUAAACAUUUUAUAUUAAAGGGAGUUAGUUGAUUGCACCUAAAUGAAGUAAUAAUUAAUUUCUAAAAAAAGAUAAAUACUAUUUUGAGUUAAAUUAACAAUAAAGACAAGGUAGUCGUAUAUAUCUUCAUAUCCUAUGAGUUCUUCCUAGGCUGCAAUAGUUGCCAGGAAUAUUGACUUGUACACGUCCCAAACAAUGUGUAGCAUAUAGGAAACUCAAGUGUUCUCACAAUGUUACCAGUAAUUCUUGAGCAUUUAUCAGCUUCUGUCCCAAUUCUUUUCCAUUCCAGUAGUUUUAAGUUUUAAGUGUAGUAGUCUCCUCUGUAUGAAAACAUGUGUUUGUAAGACUUUAUACCCAUACAGAAAUCUGUUCCGAAAAAAACCUACUAAGAAAGCCGUUUCAUCGCUGAGAAUAAACCUUCAAUUAACAAUCCUUAUUCAGUAAUAUCUGAGAGAUAUGUGAAGCAUUUUAGAGUAAUACAUAUAAGAACACUUUUUAACUAUAAAUAAUAAUGAUUUGUACCAACUCCUGCUAACAUGAUAUUCAAUAUAAAACGAAUAAUUAAAAAAAGAAAUUUGUUAAAGUUUAUGAUUGAUUAAUUUUUCAACGGUUAAGCGUCUAUACGCAUCCUAUCGCACCACAAGUGGUAUAUACAAGGCUUGUAUGAAGCGGAGAUAGCAAUUUAAUUAAGACUGGACCGCAUUAUAAAAGAAGCAUAUUUGGUAUAUCGUAAUCGCGUAAGUCAUACUACUUGAAACCAUAAUCUUGGUCUAGAGUUUCUGAUAACUGUCAUCGUAAGGAUACCAUCGCGAGUUCAUUUAAAUUCACAGUCAUUGAAUGUUUAAACAUUAUUUUUACCACCGGCUCCUAAAUAAUAGUCUUCAAAAACAAACAGCGGUUAGUCAAUUAUUUCUGACACGAAGCAAUCCUGCGUUCUAGUUUGAAAGGUGAUGAGGAAUUAUAAAUAAUAUGCAAAUAAUGAGUCGAUGGAGAUAUUCGGGUUGUGAUGUCAAAUAAUUCCGAUAACAGCAGAUGGUAAACUCGUGCUACCGUCUGGAGCAAUAAAAUAUAUGAGUCGACUAUUAUCAAAGCCGGCAAUGUGACUUUUGGACAAUUAUUGGUAAAUCAGAAAAACGAAUUAUUGACUUUGUAUUCCAUUGGCAGUCACAAAACUCUUCUGAACGACAUCUUAGAUAAAUAACAGGUUAAGUUAAUACUUUAUUUAAUGCAGGUUUUGAACCGAAUUCUUUGAAGGAUACGAUUGAUAUUCAAAUCAAUCUGUAUUGCCAUAUCAAUAACAUUUUUUUGUCCAAAUGCACAGAUUGCCACCUUUGAUAAUAGACGACUCGUAUAUAAGUAAAGAUACUUUCGUCAUCCUUCACUUUGCCUAUGGACUGUUUUAAAAAAUAUAGAUUUUUUAAAAAAAAACCUGGCUAUCUAAUUUUCAGUGUAUUUAAUUUUGAACGUCUCUUGAACGUGAUUUAUACUCACUCCUGAAGUAACAGCUAUCAAAGAUAAUGCUGUAAUCACAAGUUUUAACUGAUACUAUUAAAACUCAUAUUCUUGUGUGCAUUUGUUAGCACCUUACUUAAUUUCAGUCAUAUUAAAAAAAUAUUACUUUUCACAUAUAAAAUUUUAGAAAAUCCAAUAAAUGCAUAGAAUGCGGUCGUGCUUGCCUUAAAAGAGUAGAAAUCGAAUCAUGUUAUGAAAAUGUAAAUAUAUAUUUUUUAGUGUAAACAAGAUGAGACAUGCACAGAAAUACAUAGUUACAUAUACUUAUUUACAUGUGAACAAAAAAAAAAAUUGAAAUUCAUUUCCAGAAUCAAAUUUUAGACAAACAUGUGUUGUUUCACAUAAUACACAAUCACAGUCCCUAGCAGAUUCUCAAAUAAUGUUUUUAGCGAUAAAAAAUCAAAUUCUCAUCCAAAGAAUCAAAGCAAUAUAAACAAUGGAUUAUGUUUCUUAUGUAUUUUGUAACAAAACCACCAAUUUGAUGUGUACAAAAAGUAAUUUACCGUCCAUAAAUAUAAAUUAUAGAAAUGCUUUAGCUAUAUUGAUCAAAAAAAUGUUAUUUAUAAAAACAUAAUUAUUAUUAUGAUUCUCAUAAAUUAUGUAAAAGUUUUACUUAGUAGUUUCCGUCCAAAAUGUGUACCAAUGACUGAUUUUUUUUGUAAUCUUUUGAUAAAUUCUUGUGUGGAUUCUAAUGAAUUGCUUUGUAGCGUGUCGAUAGAAUUAGUGAAUUAUUAUUGAUUCUUUAUAGAUUUAUUUCAAAAUAAAAAAUCUUACAAUUUAAA
Molecule: messenger RNA, 9905 nt
Organism: Bombyx mori (domestic silkworm)
Lineage: Eukaryota; Metazoa; Arthropoda; Insecta; Lepidoptera; Bombycidae
Gene: Mcr
Product: CD109 antigen
Exons: 33
Coding region: 299-5746 (1815 amino acids)
Cellular component (GO): extracellular region
Molecular function (GO): endopeptidase inhibitor activity; protein binding
Source: RefSeq, a predicted model, not a curated record